This is a messenger RNA of Capsaspora owczarzaki ATCC 30864, 2174 nucleotides long. Its product is annotated as ATP-dependent RNA helicase dbp9. Bases 14 to 2083 code for a protein of 689 amino acids. The record is from RefSeq and is a predicted model, not a curated record. The transcript is spliced from 7 exons. Gene Ontology annotation, molecular function: RNA helicase activity; nucleic acid binding; ATP binding. Gene Ontology annotation, cellular component: nucleolus. Lineage: Eukaryota; Filasterea; Ministeriida; Capsasporidae.
ACACAUCCUCUCAAUGUCGGACGUUCUGUCAUUCGAUGCGUUGCGGCUCGAUCCGCGGCUGCAGCGCGCCAUUGCCAAGCUCGGCUGGUCGCGCCCAACGCUCAUCCAGGCCAAAGCAAUCCCGCUCGCUCUGCAGGGCAAGGACAUCCUGGCGCGCGCUCGCACGGGCUCUGGCAAGACGGCGGCGUAUGCCAUCCCAGUCAUCCAGCGCAUUCUGGCAGACACGGCCGCCGCGGCGAUCGCGGUCGAGCAGGUCCAAGACGGCGCUUCGGCGGCCUCGGCGACUUCGAAUGCUGCGCGUAGCGGCAGCAGCAACAAGCAGCAAGGCAAGAACGCUGGCACGGGCGGCAAGAAGAAUGUCUCCAAUGCAGCGUCGGCGGCCGUUGCUUCCUCAAGCCAUGCAUCUCCAGCUGGAGCAAGCGUCAAGGCGAUCGUGCUCGUCCCCACGCGCGAACUCAGUCUCCAGGCCAAGCAGAAUUUCAAGGACUUGACGCAGUACUGCUCUCGAGAGGUGACUGCGGUCGAGCUGGCCGGAGAUACAUCGGCAACGGCGAUUGAGGCGCAACGGCAUGAGCUGCUCGCCAACCCCGACAUUGUGAUUGGCACGCCGAGUCGUAUUGUCGCGCACAUUGAGGCCGGACACUUGGAUGUGCGCACCUCGCUUCAGAUGAUUGUCGUCGACGAGGCCGAUCUCGUUUUCGGCUUUGGCUACGAAAAUGACAUUAAAACGCUGCUGCGCCACCUCCCCCGCAUUGUCCAGGCCUUCCUGAUGUCAGCCACCUUGAGCCCCGAUGUUGACUCACUCAAGAGACUGAUGUUGCACUCGCCUGUCAUUCUCAAGCUGCAAGAAUCCCAACUUCCCGAUGCCGAUCGGCUGAUGCAAUACGUGAUCAAAUGCGACAUGAACGACAAAUUCCUUCUCGUCUUCACCUUCUUGAAGCUGCGCCUGCUUCGCGGGAAAACAAUCAUUUUUGUGAAUGACGUCGAUCGUUGCUACCGUGUCAAGUUGUUCUUGGAGCAGUUUGGCAUUCGCGCCUGCGUCUUGAAUUCCGAGCUUCCGCAAAACUCUCGUUAUCAUAUUGUCCAGGAAUUCAAUCGAGGCGUGUACGAUUAUAUUAUUGCCACGGACGAGCACGACAGCAACUCGCAAGUUGACGACUCGGAUUCGGACUCGGACAAUGACGAAGAAGAGUCCAACGAGACUGCCGAAACGGACACUGUUGAGGCGGUGUUUGAGAAUGACGACGACGCCGAGCAGGCCACAACCACUGCGACUGCGAGUGCUGAACCCGUUGCCACUGCCGCCGCCAGCAAGGGCAAAGCGCAGCAACGCCCGAAGCGAAAGGCUGGGCGCAAGGCCGGCGCUGAUUCAGAGUACGGUGUCGCGCGUGGCAUCGACUUCCAGAACGUCAGCAACGUUAUUAACUUUGACUUUCCCGAAACUGCACGAUCGUACGUGCAUCGCGUCGGCCGAACCGCUCGUGGUGACAAGAGCGGCCAGUCUCUGUCUCUCAUUGCACCCGAGGAUGAAGGCCGGCUCGCCAUCGUUCAGCGCAAGCUUUCGAAGCACAAUUCUGGACACAAGUUCCAGCAAUUCCAGUUUGCCAUGCAUGAGAUUGCCGCCUUUCGUUAUCGUGCGGCCGAUGCUCUCCGCGCCGUCACAGCGGCUUCAGUCAAGGAGGCCCGAUUGAAGGAAAUCAAGAAUGAAAUUUUUAAUUCCCAAAAGCUCAAGGCGUACUUUGAAGACAAUCCCAAAGACUUGGAAGCUCUCCGCCACGACAAGCCUUCGCAUCCUGCGCGAAUCCAAGCACAUCUCAAGCACAUCCCCUCUUACCUCAUGCCCGAGUCGCUUAUGAAGAAGAAGCUGGCACCUGCGGCAACUUCGGAGGCGGCUGCUAUGGCUGUCGAUGGUGAGGCGGCCGAAGAGGCACCCGAAGCAGAGGAAGACCUUGCAGCAAGCGAGCCGAAGCCGAACACCAAACACCGUGGAAAGCAACCCCAUCGCGGCAUGAAGCGUCCUGCAAAGGCCGAUCCCCUCAAAUCAUUCGCUGCCAACCCCUCCAAACGUUUUGCGCAGGGGUGACAGCCAGACUCGAUGUCAACGAUGCACAAAUACAGAUGGGAUGUGUUGUUUUUUGGAAGUUUUGUUUUGUUUGUUGUUGUUUUUUUUUUUU